AUGAAGGUUUCCAUCGUCCUUUCCACUGUUCUCGCUGUCGCGGCCAUGGCCACCCCCAUCAACAUUGCCAACCAGGCACGCUUUGCGGGCGGCUAUUCGACUGUUGCAAUUCCCAGCGAUUAUUAUCCCACCGAUAUCUCCAGCGCUGCUCCGAGCUCGUUCCCCACCCUUGGCUCUAGCUCCGUCCUCGAUGAGAUCACUACUGCCGCUGACUCCUCUUCAGAGGAUGAGUCCUCCAUCAUCUCGGAGGACGACUCUAGCGACUACUCAUCCAUUGCGGAUUCUUCAGCUGAGGAAAGCACAGCCGCUGAGACCACUGGUGCUGAUUCAUCAGUUGCUGAGUCAACUCCUGUUGAGACUACCGCUGUUGAGACUACCGCUGUUGAGACCACUGCUGUUGAGACCACCGAUGUUAGCGGCAUUCCGACCGACUACUCAUCUGCUGCUGAGUCGACUCCUGCCGAGACCACCGCUGUCGAGACCACCGCUGUUGAGACCACUGCUGUUGAGACCACCGAUGUUGAGUCGACUGUUGCUGAGACCACCGAUGUUAGCGGCAUCCCGACCGACUACUCAUCUGCUGCUGAGUCGACUCCUGCCGAGACCACCGCUGUUGAGACCACCGCUGUUGAGACCACCGCUGUCGAGACCACCGCUGUUGAGACCACCGCUGUUGAGACCACCGAUGUUGAGUCGACUGUUGCUGAGACCACCGAUGUUAGCGGCAUCCCGACCGACUACUCAUCUGCUGCUGAGUCGACUCCUGCCGAGACCACCGCUGUUGAGACCACCGCUGUCGAGACCACCGCUGUUGAGACCACCGCUGUCGAGACCACCGCUGUUGAGACCACCGGUGGUGAGUCGACCGCUGUUGAGUCGACCGCUGUUGAAUCGACUGUUGCUGAGACCACCGAUGUUAGCGGCAUCCCGACUGGCUACUCGUCUGCUGCCGAGACCACUGCUAUCGAGUCGACUGCCGCUGAGACCACUGCCAUUCCUACUGACUACUCGUCUGCUGGGGACUCCAGCUCUGUCCUUGAUGAUAUCACAACGGCUGCUGAUUCUUCGGCUGAGGAGACUACCGACGCUACCACUAUCCCCACCGACUAUCCGACUGUGCUUCCUACCGAUAUUCCUGCCACCUCGGAUGUCGAGCUCAGCGAGCUUGAAUCCGACGACGGGUCCAAUGAUGAGGAGAGCGGUUUCCCUGAGAUCGAGCUCCCAUCUGGCCUCCCUUCAGAUGUCAUUGAGCUGAUUGAGAGCAAGAUUGCCGAGGUCGAGAAGCUUUGCGAGGAACGCCGCAACCGUCACUCCCGCUCCCGCCCUUCGCGCCAUAGCCGUCACCCCCACUCUCGCCACUCCCGUUCCCCUCACUCGCAUAACAGCCAUGGUCGCCCCUCGUACUGGACCAACUUCGGUGUUCCCACUGACAACGUGUACCACGCUAAGCCCACCGGCACUCAUGUCAGAGACUAA
Molecule: messenger RNA, 1476 nt
Organism: Linderina pennispora
Lineage: Eukaryota; Fungi; Kickxellomycota; Kickxellomycetes; Kickxellales; Kickxellaceae
Exons: 1
Coding region: 1-1476 (491 amino acids)
Source: RefSeq, a predicted model, not a curated record